AUGUCUACUCAACACAUUCAUUAUCAACCAACAACGCCACCGGCUCUUCCUCUUGAGGACUAUGUUGGCUUGAAUCAUAGUCGAAACCUGUCAAAUGCAUCACUAUAUUCAGAUGCAUCAUCGCCAUGGUCCACUGUGACAGGCAACACCAGUCCCGGCCUGUCUCCAAUUCGACACCAUCAUGGCCCGGCACUUUUACCAAAGACCCGGCCUCAAGAUGUGGUGAUUGAACCAGUAUCUGCCGGUGGUCCUCGUCGCCAAAGUCGGAUUUCGUCAACUUUAAGGAACCCGCCAGGCUUCGCCCCUUAUACCCUCAGUAGGCCUCGUACUCGGCGGAAUGAAGUGGAUGCGGGUGAUUAUAUGAGCCUGGCCUCUCCCAUUUCCCCAGUUGCCACGAUAAGCAAUGACAGCUCAUUUGCCUUGGCAUCGCCAGUGACCAUUGUUCAUACCCGUCAGCGUAAAUCUGCUGGUCACUCUCGCUCGAUGUCAACAUCUAAUAUUGACGAGGCCACCUUGAGUCGAUAUGGGUAUCCUACAUACCGGCAACUUCCAAAAUAUGUGCCCAAUAUGCAAGCGCAAACAACACCGACUACACCGGUGACUCCAGUGACCCCGAAUAUUGUAGUUCAUCAGCCACAACUGGAAACAUCGAUGAAAGUCCCCCACAUUGGUCCUGUGCGCCCUCAACGCCCAUUGACAGUUCCAACUCCUCGAUACUACUGCCAAGUGCCUACACCACAGAAAUCACCAGUACAUCUGCUAAGUCCUCAUGAAGCUCCCUCAUCAACAAACCUAUUUUCUUAUUUGACUACGACAACUCAAUCAAUUAAUCUUGUCCGCAACGUGAGCGUGAUUCCUACCAGGGGCAUGCACGACUAUUUCUGGUGGGACAUUCGCAACCUUCGAAACUGGUCAUCAUUCUCGCUCGCCACCUUUGAUUCGAUCCACGGGCUCACCAAACUAUUAAAAACGGAGAUCCCAGAAUCUCUCGCCCCGCCAGUUGCAGUCUCAUCUUCGCGUCUGGCACCAGAAUCAGAGCCUGGGCUAGUUAAUUUGAUCGGUGACCUCUAUGCACCACGGGUAAACGCAGCAGUAGCUAUAUCCCAAGGUCAGGAGCAUAUUCAACUCUACGCAGCACCUGAUAUGCGUCAUACAGGGCAUAAAAACCACGGCCACCCACACUUCCUCGCCAACUAUGCCACAGACACAGACUGUACGGGUAAUGGGCUUCCCCGAGGACGUUUGGUCGGCAUCGUGAAGAGCUUCGAUCGCUGGAAUUCCGGCAUGCGCAACGAGGCUCCCCACCGCCGCGUCGAGUAUCUAAAUGGACUGGCACACCUACAGAGAUGCAUGCGCGAGCACUCCUGCCGCUACGGCUUCAUAAUCACAGAGAUAGAGCUAGUCUGCGUUCGAGCUGGGUGCGACGAAGGCAACGACGUCCCAUACUUUGGAUUUCUGGAAAUAGCCGCUGCUAUUCCUCUUAAAACCGCUGCCACACAAGCAGGAGACGCACCUGCUCUCGCAACGCCCAUCAGCACACGCUCUUUCUCUUCAUCUUCCCAUGGCUCUUCACAUUCACAUUCAAGCUCAAAUUCCCGUCCUGAGUCUGACUCUCCAGCCUCAGAGUCAGAUACAGCCAAUGAUAGCUUCGCGGCUACCCCCAUGACGGCAAGCUUGGCUUUAUACUUUCUGCUCAUGCUGUCUAAGUCUGUGCCUCUUCCUUCUCAACCGUCCUCUCACCUCAACGUUGGUGGACCAGGCGCCCUCUCACGACAGCGUAUACUGCCAGAAACCAAGGACAAGUGGAUUCCCGAACCACAGAUUGGUGAACGGCGGGACGCUAAACGUGUUCGUGGAUGGGUUUGGCCACAGGAUUCAUGGCACAGGCGUGAAGGCGGUGGCGUCCGAACAACCACAAAUGCGGAGAUCAAAGCGAAGAAGUGGCAUAGAUAA
This is a messenger RNA of Penicillium taxi, 1953 nucleotides long. RefSeq lists its product as uncharacterized. The record is from RefSeq and is a predicted model, not a curated record. The coding region runs from base 1 to 1953 and encodes 650 amino acids. The transcript has a single exon. NCBI's taxonomy places the organism in Eukaryota, Fungi, Ascomycota, Eurotiomycetes, Eurotiales, Aspergillaceae.